Molecule: messenger RNA, 2059 nt
Organism: Cajanus cajan (pigeon pea)
Lineage: Eukaryota; Viridiplantae; Streptophyta; Magnoliopsida; Fabales; Fabaceae
Product: sulfite exporter TauE/SafE family protein 4
Biological process (GO): protein ubiquitination
Cellular component (GO): Cul4A-RING E3 ubiquitin ligase complex; membrane
Source: RefSeq, a predicted model, not a curated record
ACACCUACAAUUGCUGGAUACACAAUUGUUGUAUUGUUUUGGCUCAGGUACAUGUAUGCAUAAUAAUAGUAUGUGUCCGUAGUGAAAUGUUGUUGUUAAUCGACAACGUAGGACGCAUGGCAUAAGCAUAAGAUGGGUAUCCUAUCCCUUGAAGGUUUAUACAUAAAUUUGAGGUAUUGAAAAAGAAUUGGGCGCCGGCGCCAGGCAUGUCCACCAGAGGCUUCAUCAUCUAUCUCCUAGCCUCUUUCUCCCUCGCGCUUCUCUCUGCGCUGUUCCUCACCAGAACCAACGACUACAAACAUUAUGUGUCCACGUCACCACCCUCCUCUCCUAAUUAUGGAUCCGCAACCGAUAAGAAUUGGCCCGAAUUGAAGGUGGGUUGGAGAGUUGCGUUGGCCACAGUUAUUGGGUUUCUGGGAUCUGCUUUUGGCACCGUUGGAGGGGUUGGCGGGGGAGGCAUUUUCGUCCCCAUGCUUACUCUCAUUGUUCGUUUUGAUACCAAGUCUGCUGCUGCUCUUUCUAAAUGUAUGAUAAUGGGGGCUUCAACAGCUUCCGUUUGGUAUAACCUAAGAGUGCCUCAUCCAACCAAAGAGGUGCCAAUACUAGACUAUGAUCUCGCCCUUCUUUUCCAGCCCAUGCUCAUGCUUGGUAUAACUGUUGGUGUCUCUCUUAGUGUUGUCUUCCCCUACUGGCUCAUCACUGUUCUCAUUAUUAUUCUCUUCAUAGGUACCUCUUCAAGGUCUUUCUUUAAGGGAACUCAGAUGUGGAAGGAAGAGACUCUUCUCAAGAAAGAAAUGGCCAGACAACAAGAUGCUUUUGUUAAUUCUCGUGGAGAACUUCUAAUUGGCACAGAAUAUGAGUCGUUGAUUCCUAAAGAAGAGAAGUCAUCUUUGCAAAUUCUUUGUUUCAACCUCAAGUGGAAAAGGAUUUUGAUACUCAUGGCCGUGUGGGUUUCUUUCCUAUCACUUCAAAUGAUCAAGAAUGAUGUACAGGUCUGCGGUGUAUGGUAUUGGGUGCUUUUUUUCUUACAGUUUCCUAUUGCACUCAUUGUGUUUGGCUACGAAGCAGUGAAGUUGUACAAGGAUCACAAAGAGAGAAUGAGCACAGGGAACCCGGAAUCCAUCUGUGAGGCAUCAAUUGAAUGGACUCCUUUGCACAUUUUGUUUUGUGCACUAUGUGGCAUCUUAGGGGGAACUGUUGGAGGCCUACUUGGUUCGGGAGGUGGCUUCAUUUUGGGCCCUCUUCUCAUCGAAAUUGGCGUCAUCCCCCAGGUUGCUAGUGCAACAGCAACAUUUGUGAUGAUGUUUUCAUCAUCUUUGUCUGUGGUGGAAUUCUACCUUCUCAAGAGGUUCCCCAUUCCUUACGCGUUAUACCUCACCGCAGUGUCUGUUUUGGCUGGCUUUUGGGGACAAUAUUUUGUGAGGAAAUUGAUGGCAAUUCUUAAAAGGGCCUCAAUCAUUGUAUUCAUCCUCUCAGCGGUCAUUUUUGCUAGCGCUCUCACCAUGGGUGUCGUUGGCAUUGUCGAGAGCAUUGAAAUGAUCAAAGACCACGAGUUCAUGGGAUUUUUAGACUUCUGUAGCAGUCAAUGAUUUAUGUAGUGUGCAGUAGGUGGCAAACAAAGGCAACAUAUUCUGGAGUCAGUGUGAAAAAAGCUUGCAAAUCCAGGGUAGAACAAUAGCAAUAUUAAUUAAUGAAUGUUGGUUAAUGUCUAGUUGACCAACCCAAGGAGAUCCUUCCUCUUCAAGUAACAAAUAAUUAAGGCUAGCUUGCUCUCCCAUUUGUGAAACAUGUUUCUAGUUAAGUGUUUGCUACUGGAUAACGCUUUUCUCAUUGAAGUGCAACAUUUGUUUGAUAUAUAUAUUUAUAUUUUUUUUUCUUCAAAUUUCUGUUGAGUCGAUGUGAAAAAAGCUUGUAUAUUCAGGGUAGGACAACAGCGUUGAGGAAUGUUGGUCAAUGUUUAGUUGACCUCCAGGAAGAUCCUUUCCUCCAUGUAAUAAAUAAAUAAACAAGGAUUGAUUGCCCUACCCUUUGAGAAAAUCUGUUUGUGGUUUGAGUGUUA